AUGUCGCGGACGGCAGACUCGCUGACCCUGCCCACGGCGAUGCAUUCUUCCAACGGUCACGGCGGGACGGCCGAGUCCGGAGCUGGCGCCAACCCGUCCCCGAGCGGCAGGAUCCGGCAAUGGACAAGCUCCCUGCUGACAUCCUCGCGCAACGCCUCCGGCCAUCAUAAUAAUAGUAGCCACACGAGCAAUGAUGGUGAUGGUUAUGACGACGGCGACGACGACACCGCUACGGAACAGCGUUCCGGCUACUCGCCCGAUAGCUGGUGGAAGAUCCGCCUCUUUCGCGGCAUGGUCAACGACGUGCGCCGUCGGGCGCCGUAUUAUUGGAGCGACUGGCGCGACGCGUGGGAUUACCGCGUCGUGCCGUCGACGAUUUAUAUGUAUUUUGCCAAUAUCUUGCCUGCUCUGGCCUUCUCGCUGGAUAUGUUCACCAAGACAAAUAUGCAGUACGGCGUAAACGAGGUGCUGCUGGCGUCGGUCCUCGGCGCCGUCGUCUUUGCUAUACUGGCUUGCCAGCCGUUGGUCAUCGUGGGAGUCACGGGUCCUAUUACCGUAUUUAACUAUACUGUCUACGAUAUCAUGACACCCACAGGAACUAACUACCUGGCCUUUAUGUGUUGGAUUGGGCUCUGGUCGCUUGUAUUCCACUGGAUCCUCGCAAUCACUAACUCGUGCAACUGGUUACGGUACGUGACGCGGUUCCCCUGCGACAUCUUCGGGUUCUACGUUGCCUUCAUCUACCUGCAGAAGGGUAUCCAGGUGCUUGAGCGUUUCGGCGAUGGCUCGCCCUUCUACCUGUCUAUCAUGGUCGCUCUGCUCGUCUUCAUGGUUGCAUACGCGUGCGGCGAGUUGGGUAGCAGCCCCUUAUUCCGCCACCCCGUCCGCGUCUUUCUCAAGGACUACGGCACCCCGCUUACCGUUAUCUUCUUCACCGGCUUCGUCCACUUCGGCCGCAUGAAGAACGUCGAGCUCGAGAGGUUGCCUACCAGCGCGGCUUUCUUCCCUACUGCGGAUAGGGGCUGGCUUGUCAACUUCUGGGAUAUCUCAGUUGGCGACGUGUUUAUUGCCAUUCCCUUUGCUGUGCUGCUCACUAUUCUGUUCUAUUUUGACCAUAACGUAUCGUCCCUCAUCGCGCAAGGGACCGAGUUCCCCCUCCGCAAACCCGCAGGUUUCCACUGGGACCUAUUCCUACUCGGCCUCACGACGGGCGUCGCGGGGAUCCUCGGACUACCCUUCCCGAACGGACUCAUCCCGCAAGCUCCGUUCCACACCGAAUCCCUGUGCGUGACGAAGCUGGAGGCGGACACGGAGGAAAACGGCGAGGCAAAGGGCCACUACGUGCUCAAGCGGACGCACGUCGUCGAGCAGCGCGUGUCGAACCUGGCCCAGGGCCUCCUGACCCUCGGCACCAUGACGGGCCCGCUGCUCGUUGUCCUGCACCUGAUCCCGCAGGCCGUGCUCGCGGGCCUGUUUUUCAUCAUGGGCUUCCAGGCCCUCGAGGGCAACGGCAUCACCGCCAAGCUCCUGUUCCUCCUGCGCGACCGCGCCCUGACCCCCGGCGGCCACCCCCUCGCGGGCCUCCCGCGCCGCGCCGCCGUCUGGGCGUUCGUCGCCGUCGAGCUGGCCGCCUUCGGCGCGACCUUCGCCAUCACCCAGACCGUUGCCGCCGUCGGCUUCCCCGUCGUCAUCCUCGCGCUGAUCCCCGUCCGCGCGCUCGUCCUGCCCCGCGUCUUCACGCCCCACGAGCUCGCCGUGCUCGACGCCCCGACCGCUAGUCCGUUUACCAUGGAGAGUGUCGGCGGCUCGUACGCUGCUGCUGCUGCUGCUGCUGCUUCUGCGGCCGCCGAUAACGGUGCUCCUUCGCGUAGCCGGGAGGGCGUCCGCGGAACAAGAAAUGAUAGCGCCGGCGAUGUUGGUGGGGACGCCACGGGCCCGAGGAGAAAAAGCGAGGAGCUCCUUGCGGAGGAGGGCCGCGGAGCGUCGUCGCGCGAGGAGAUGGGGACGGGGACGCGAGACGAGAUUGAGAUGAGUCGGUUGGGGAUGAGUAGGAGGGGCCAGGCGAGUCGGAGCGCGGGGCACGAGGAGAGUUAG
This is a messenger RNA of Daldinia caldariorum, 2094 nucleotides long. RefSeq names its product HCO3 transporter family-domain-containing protein. Bases 1 to 2094 code for a protein of 697 amino acids. The record is from RefSeq and is a predicted model, not a curated record. NCBI's taxonomy places the organism in Eukaryota, Fungi, Ascomycota, Sordariomycetes, Xylariales, Hypoxylaceae. The transcript has 4 exons. Gene Ontology annotation, molecular function: borate efflux transmembrane transporter activity; solute:inorganic anion antiporter activity. Gene Ontology annotation, cellular component: fungal-type vacuole; plasma membrane. Gene Ontology annotation, biological process: monoatomic ion homeostasis; monoatomic anion transport; borate transport.